UAUACUAUAUUUACAAGAUUCUUUGAGUAUCAUGCUAGCUGCAAUACAUCAAGGUACUACCGAAGUAGCUACUUGCAUUUUGCAUUGAUUUCGGCUCAGGUCUCAAUCUUAACCUGGACAUAUCGUGCUACAGUUCUCUAGACGUUUUGUAGGGAGUGCAGACUACGAACUGGUCAUUUACCAGAGGGAUUUAUGAAGAAAAAGAGAAUGGCUUGAAUUGGUACCCUUAGCGACCAAGAAGAUGAAGAAUAAAUCUGUCAAAAAGAAAUCUCUGCCCAACCCGACCAAGUGGACUAGCAAGGAUGGAGGAAUGGUGAAAACUGAGUCAGAGCAACAACAAUGUGCAGGAGAAUAUGUAACAGUAAACACAAAUGGAAUUUGCGUCAACAUCCAUAUCAAAGAGGAACAAACAGAGUUGGAACUAUGCGACAAAAGUGCGGAGGAGUGCGAGAGUGGGUCAAAUCUGACAAAAGAACUAUUGAGUGAUUCAGCUGCCAAUUUAUUCAAAUCAGAAACGGACCAAGUUAACACUAGCCACUUUAAUCUACAGCUAAAAGAUGAACGCAAUUCUAAUUCUGAGUUUGAUAUGGUGGAGGUAAAGAGAGAAACGGAAUUGUGCCUGAAGGAAGAUAGUGGUGAUAAGGAGAAGCAGGUGAAUGCUGCGGAAGACGUUGAUGUCGGGAUAUGUGGAGUGGACACUGGAGUCUCCUCUGCUCAGUUCUUUACUUGUCCAGAAUGUGGUGUGUCAUUUACCAAACAUUGCUUCUUGGAGAAACAUCUGAAGUGGAUCCACCAGAGGAAAUACCACGCUAUGCUGAAGAAACGUCACUCAGACCACCAAACCUGCCUCACCCCCACAGUUAGCUGCCCCCACUGCAACCUAUCCUUCCAUACCACCCAACAACUCACUGUCCACGCCCACAAGGCCCACCCUUCCGUCCCAACCCGGAGACGGCACCCCUGCCCAACCUGCGCCCGCAGCUUCCAGUAUCUCGGCAACCUGGAGAGGCACUGCAAGCGCUGGCACAAAAUGUCCGUCACUUGCCGCAAAGGACACCUCAGCUGUGCGGACUGUGGGAAGGGCUUUGAGACUACCUGGGGACAAGGGCCUCACAGGUGUGACGAACCCGAAGACGGGAAAUCUGAAGACAGGCCUCUCCGCCUGGACACUGGAGUGCAGUGCCCAGAUUGUGGGAAAUGCGUCCGCACCUCUCAGGGUUUGGCUGUGCACAUGCGCACGCACACUGGUGAGAAACCCUACAUCUGUAAAGAAUGUGGCAGACGUUUUUCAGACCGCAGUGGUUUAUGCAAACACAUGCUAAUACACACAGGGGCCAAACCCCACGAAUGCCAAGUGUGUGGGAAGACCUUCGCUCGGAAAGGACACCUUAGAUCCCACAUGACGACCCACUCGGGUGAGAAAGCUCACUCGUGUCCUGAAUGUGGGAAAAAGUUUGGCCUGAAGUCUGGUCUAACCAACCACCUUCGGACCCACACGGAUGAGAAACCGUUUCAUUGUACGGUGUGCGGGAAAGACUUCUCUCUCAACUCCAACCUGAAACUUCACCUGAAAGUCCACAGAAAUGAAAAGAACCACCAAUGUGUGGAGUGCGGACUAAAAGCUGUCAACUUUGCAACGCUGAAAACACACAUGCGCAGUCACACGGGGGAGAGGCCUUAUCACUGCACCGUGUGCGGCAAACAGUUUAUCCGGCGCGAGCAUCUGAAGAACCACCAGCGCACUCACACGGGUGAGAAGCCCCACAAAUGCACUCAGUGUGACAAAAGCUUCAUUCAAUCUGGGGACCUUAUCAGGCAUAAGAGGAUUCAUGCCGGUGUCAAGCCCUUUGAAUGUCCUGACUGUCACCGUCGCUACACAGCCUCUGGAGAUCUGGUCAAGCACAGGAGGAUCCACUCAGAUUCACGCCCCUACACCUGUCAGGAGUGUGGGAAGGCUUUCCGUCUGUCGGGCCAUCUGAAAGGCCACAUGUCCACUCACACGGGGGAGAAGCCGUACGCCUGCCCCCGCUGCCAGCGCUGCUUCGCCCGCUCUCACCACCUGACCGGUCACCUGACCAAAUGUACCUGAGUGUGAUGGGAAGGGUGAUGGAUCAGUAAUUCUCCAACUUAACUUUUCCUUGCACAGGGUUGUGUGUUUAUGGGGAGCCAGUAUGAAAUGGUGGAUAGGGGUUCUAUUGAUGCGAGGUACAGUGGAUGAAUACAUUGGCGGCGGGGCGGCCAUUGCAGACAAGACUUUAAAGCUGUAAUAUACCAUGAGUUCCAAACCAUUCAUGCAGAAGUCACAAGACUGUGUCAACAUGUUGAGGACCAGAGUGACUGCAGUUUGGUUAAAAGCAAAGUGCCAGCUCCUAAAAAUAUUAUGUUCAGUGUGAACACUGAAUUAUGUUUAUGAAGCUCAGACAAUCCUACAAUAAUGUAACUUCACAUUGUAGAUUUUAUGUCCACAUGUUUAGCUCUUGGCCUAUCAAUGCCAUAAUUACUGUUACAUUACAUUUACUGUUGAAAUAAUAUUAAUGUCAGAUUAAUUACCAUGUAAGCACAGUCUGUUUUGUGAUAUAUUUUACAAUCUGUCACAACAAUCUGUUGAUUAACUG
Molecule: messenger RNA, 2615 nt
Organism: Osmerus eperlanus (European smelt)
Lineage: Eukaryota; Metazoa; Chordata; Actinopteri; Osmeriformes; Osmeridae
Product: gastrula zinc finger protein XlCGF57.1
Exons: 3
Coding region: 242-2089 (615 amino acids)
Biological process (GO): regulation of transcription by RNA polymerase II
Molecular function (GO): DNA-binding transcription factor activity; RNA polymerase II cis-regulatory region sequence-specific DNA binding
Source: RefSeq, a predicted model, not a curated record